CGCAUCCCUCCAUCCCUGCGCGCAUCUCUCCCGCAUCCCUCUGUCCCUGCGCGCAUCUCUCCCCGCAUCCCUCUGUCCCUGCGCGCAUCUCUCCCCGCAUCCCUCCAUCCUUCCUCGCAUCUCUUCCCGCAUCCCUCCAUCCUUCCGCGCAUCUCUCCCCGCAUCCCUCCAUCCUUCCUCGCAUCUCUUCCCGUAUCCCUCUGUCCCUCCGCUCAUCACUUCCCGCAUCCCUCUGUCCCUCCGCGCAUCUCUUCCCGCAUUCCUGCAUCCCCCCCGCGCAUAGCUCCGCGCACCCUCCAUCCCUGCGCGCCCCCCGUCCCUCCGCGCAUCUCUCCGCGCCCCCCGCGCCGGCAGGGCCGCUCCUGCGCGGGGAUGGCGGAGCGGCCGCGCUUCCUCUGCGGCGUGGUGGAAGGUUUCUAUGGGAGGCCAUGGUCAAUGGAUCAGAGGAAACUUCUCUUUCAAUGGCUGCAACGCCGGGGGCUGAACUGCUACAUGUAUGCACCCAAGGAUGAGCUGAAGCACCGGCUGCUCUGGAGAGAGCCCUACACAGAGCAUGAGGCAGCCCGCAUGCGGUCCCUCAUCGCAGCUGCCCAGGAGCAGGGUGUGGAGUUUAUUUUUGCCAUUUCUGCUGGCCAGGACAUGGUGUUUUCCAGUGCUGGGGAUCGCCUCCUGCUGCAGCAAAAACUCAGGCAGGUGGCUGCCAUGGGCUGCCGCUCCUUCGCGCUGCUCUUUGACGACAUCGACCCCUGCAUGUGCCAAGCUGACAGAGAUGUCUUCCCCUCCCUGGCACAGGCUCAGGCCUCUGUGGCCAACGAGGUGUACCAGGAGCUGGGCCAGCCCUGCAUCUUCCUCUUCUGCCCUACAGAAUAUUGCAGCUCACUGUGCUCUCCCAGCCCCAGCCAGUCCUGCUACCUGCAGACCAUCGGCCAGGAGCUGCUCCCAGGGAUCGGUGUCAUCUGGACAGGCCCCAAGGUGGUGUCACAGGAGCUCUCAGCAGUGCUGCUGGAGGAGGUGGAGGCUGUCCUGAGGCGCUGCCCCGUCAUCUGGGACAACCUCUACGCCAACGACUACGACUGCAGACGUGUCUUCCUGGGCCCCUACAUGGGCCGUGCUCCUGGCCUCAUGUCCAGGCUCCAGGGGCUGCUCCUCAACCCCAACUGUGAGCUCCAGGCCAACUUCAUCCCCAUACACACGCUGGGCACCUGGUUUCAGAGCGAGCUGGGGAGCUGUGCCCACCCUGACCAAGCAGGGCUGGAGGAGGUGGCAGCCCUGGGGGACAGCCAAGGUGCUCAGGAUGGAAGCUACAGCCCCCAGGAAGCCUUGGAACUGGCACUGCAUGACUGGGUGGCUGAGAUAAACCAGCAGGCUUUGGAGCCAGGAGGAAGGACCCCAGGACACCCCAGUGUCAGCCUCAAGGGAGGACCAAGGCUGCAGCCUGGCACGGAGGGAGGACAGGAGGUCACUCCCGACCCUCAGCCCCACAGCUCUGCUCCUGGUGGGGCAGAUCACAGCCCUGAGCCCUGCAGGGGGGCACCAGAGGAGGGCUGCAGGGAGGUGACCUCGGAGCCUGAGAAGGACACUGGGAGCAGGACACCCACUGGCCAUCAGCAGAGCCCUACAGGGGCUGAGGAGCAGCUCACCACAGGGAGCAGGGAGAGCUGUGGGCCCUCCUCUGCUCUGCCCAGCGAGGCUGGCAGUGCCCAGUCUGUAGGAAUCCCAGUGGCCACCAAGACCCUUCCCAGCCCAAGCCCCACCACGAGCUCCAGCAACGGGGCCAACACCAGUCAGAACAUUUCCUUGCCCACCAGUGAUGCCAGGACAGGGGAUGGCAGCCCUGUCCAGUCUCCCAGCAGCACCCAGCCUGAGGCCAUCAGGAGUGAUGUGCCCCAGACACCCCCAGCACCUGGGGCUGGUGCCAGCCCUGCUGCCCCAGCCCCACUGACUGAUGAGGUUGGUGCUAGCCCUGGUCCCAUGGCACCAGUGACCCCAGAGGAGGCUGGGACUGGCCCCAUGGCACCACUGACCCCCAAGGAAGCCACAACCAGCCCCACAGCACAGGUGACCCCAGAGGAACCCAGGACCAGCCCCACAUCACAGGUGAUCCCAGAGGAACCCAGGACCAGCCCCACAUCACAGGUGACCCCAGAGGAGCCCAGGACCAGCCCCACAUCACAGGUGACCCCAGAGGAGCCCAGGACCAGCCCCACAUCACAGGUGACCCCAGAGGAGCCCAGGACCAGCCCCACAUCACAGGUGACCCCAGAGGAGCCCAGGACCAGCCCCACAUCACAGAUGACCUCAGAGAAGCCCAGGACCAGUCCUAUGUCACCAGUGACCCCAGAGGAGGCUGGGUCUGGCCCCAUGAGCCCCAAGGAGGCCAGGACCAGCCCCACAGCACAGGUGACCCCAGAGGAGCCCAGGACCAGCCCCACAUCACAGAUGACCCCAGAGGAGCCCAGGACCAGCCCCACAUCACAGGUGACCCCAGAGGAGGCUGGGUCUGGCCCCCUGAGCCCCAAGGAGGCCAGGACCAGCCCCACAGCGCAGGUGACCCCAGAGGAGGCUGGGUCUGGCCCUGUGGCACUGAUGACCCCCAAGGAGGCCAGCCCCAGCCCCACAGCAGCACUGCCCCCAGGAGAGGCCGUGUCCAGCCCCACAGCACCGCUGACCCUGGAGGAGGUGCGGAUGCUGGUGGAGCUCUUCUACCUGCCCUACCAGCACGGGGCUCUGGCUCAGGAGCUCCUGGAGCACUUUCGGUGGCUGCGGGCGAACAGCCUCAGCGUGGGGGUCCCUCCCUCGGCGCCCGACGCCUGCGGGGGCCGGCGCUGGCGGGGCCGCGCUCAGUCCUUCCAGCGGCUGUGUGCGCGGGCGUGCCGCCUGCACAGCCGCCUGGUCAGCACGGCCGGCCGGGCGCUGCUCUACGACCUGCACCCCUACCUGUGGGACAUCCGGAACAUGCUGCUGGCAGCCUGUGCCUUCGUCCUCUGGCUGGAUGGUCACCUCCUCUGCGACCCUGACCCCAAGGGCACCUGGGGGAACUGCUUUGGCUGGUGCCAGAGCAUCACUGCCCCGGUCCUGCUGGGGAGGGACGCCGAGCCCUGGGCACGCCGUGGGGGCCUCUUUGGAGAGCUGCAGGCACUGCUGCCCGUGGGGAACAGCUGUGACCUCUUCUACCAUCCACCCCCACUCUUCCCGUCCAGCCAGCUGUACCUGCUGCGCCCACUGCUGCCCCUGGACAAGGGAGAGCUUUACCGCAUGUGCCGGGAGAGUUUGGACUGUGAUCCCAAAGUGGCAGAGAUCCUCGUGGCCCACCCCGAUCUCCUCGGUGACAGGCUCCUGGGCAGCUUCCUCAGCCUGAGCCCCGAGUACACCUUUGUGCUGGAGGAUGAGGGUGGCCCGUGUGGCUUCGCCGCCGGAGCGCUGCACGCCGAAGGUUUCCUGCAGCAGCGAGACAGCAGCUGGCUGCCAGCCAUACGGCACAAGUACCCCCCAGACCUGGGCACGGGGGGCCCAGCUCUGGGACAGGAUGCCCUGGAGGAAGCAGUGCUCUUCUUCCACGCAGAGCCACUGGCAGUGCCCCAGCCUGUGCUGAGGCGCUUCCCCUCCCUGGUACAGCUGGGCACGGCCCCUCGUGUGCUGGAUGUGGGGGCCAGUCGCAGCCUGGCCCUCUGCCUGCUGAGUGCACUCAGGGCCAACGGCUCACGGGGAGUGUUCUGCCAGGUCAGUGAUGCCGACCGGCAGCAGCUGAGCUUCUACAGCAAGCUGGGCUUUGUGGCCCUGCCGGUGGCCUGGGGCAGCUCUCCCGGCUCUCAGCUCCUGGGACGUCUCCUCUGACGGGGCACAGGGAGGCAGAGCCCCAGGCCAGGCUGAACCCCCCAUCCCACACAGCAUCGGCCUGAGCGAGCGGGAGCAGAGGGGCACCUCGGGCAGGCCAGGUACACAUGAGAGGGACAUGGGGGCGAGCAGGAUGGCACUGGGACGUGUGCAGGGCUGGGGAGCAGAGAGCUAUUUCUGCUGCUCACGGGAUUUGGCUACCUCUGUGCCGCCCCGACUGCUCCUGUUUGCUGGGAAGCCAGGCUGUCACUGCCCAUGAGCAGUGUUUGGGUUUGUGGUCCUGGAGCACAGCACGGUGCCUUCGUGCUACGGGAUGUCCCUGUCACACAGGCUGGGCUGCCCAGCUCUCUCCACCCCCUGUGUGGCCUGAGGCUGUGCAGCUGGUGCUGGGGCUGGCUCUCGGCACUGAGGACCUGUCUGUAUGGAUUGAUCCGGUAUGGGAUGCAGUGAGGCAGCCUCUGUUUCUGUGCCUGGGGCCUGAGGGAAGUGCUGUCCUUGGCAAUAAAGCGUUUGCUGGGCUCUC
Messenger RNA from Oenanthe melanoleuca, 4357 nucleotides. Its product is annotated as protein O-GlcNAcase-like. Lineage: Eukaryota; Metazoa; Chordata; Aves; Passeriformes; Muscicapidae. Bases 373 to 3834 code for a protein of 1153 amino acids. Gene Ontology annotation, biological process: glycoprotein metabolic process. The transcript is spliced from 17 exons. Gene Ontology annotation, molecular function: beta-N-acetylglucosaminidase activity. The record is from RefSeq and is a predicted model, not a curated record.